CAAGUCAGCACUUGUGUGACCUUCUUCUCCCAAAACACAGAACAGACUGAACUCAGCUCAGUCCUUGUAUUUGUCGUAAGUCAUAACGCCUUCCAUCAAUUUGAACACAGCCAUUGAAUUGAAGAGGAGAGAAUGAAUCUGCAGGUGCUUAGCAGAUACUGCACUGUCUCUCUUCCUCACACCUCGUCUUUCAAUCUCAGCACAAAAAUACCACCAUCUUCAAAUCUCACAUUUGGAUCGUCCCUCCAUCAACGCCCACUUUCACUGCCCUACAAGUUAAACCAUACCCCUUCCGCCUCUCCUGCGAAAAUGGGUGUCCUUCAACUCGUCGCUGCUUACUCAAGAGGCAGAGAACCAGCGCCUGAGUCUCCGGCCAAAGCGCUCCGCCGAAUUCUUGACUUGCCAGGGGUUCAUCAAGCCCCUGCUUGUUUUGAUGCUCUAAGUGCCAAGUUGGUUGAAAGAGCUGGCUUCCAGUGCUGCUUCACCAGUGGAUUUUCGAUAUCGGCUGCUAGAUUAGGAUUGCCAGAUACAGGUUUGAUAUCCUAUGGAGAAAUGGUGGAUCAGGGGCAACAAAUUACCCAAGCUGUGUCAAUUCCUGUUAUCGGGGAUGGGGAUAAUGGAUACGGGAAUGCAGUGAAUGUUAAGAGAACUGUCAAGGGAUAUAUUAAAGCCGGUUUUGCUGGGAUUAUGCUUGAAGAUCAGCUCUCUCCAAAGGCUUGUGGUCAUACGAAAGGCAGGAAAGUGGUCUCAAGAGAGGAGGCUGUGAUACGGAUAAGAGCAGCUGUUGAUGCUCGGAAAGAGAGUGGCUCUGACAUUGUCAUUGUUGCACGAACUGAUUCUCGUCAAGCAGUGUCUUUGGAUGAAGCACUCUGGAGGUCAAGGGCAUUUGCUGAUGCUGGAGCAGAUGUUCUUUUCAUUGAUGCACUAACUUCUAAAGAAGAGAUGAAGGCUUUUUGUGGAAUAUCUUCCCCAGUUCCAAAAAUGGCCAAUAUGCUUGAAGGAGGGGGCAAAACACCAAUACUCAAUCCCCUUGAACUUGAGGAUGUUGGAUAUAAACUUGUGGUUUAUCCACUUUCCUUGAUUGGGGUUUCUAUUCAAGCAAUGCAGGAAGCACUAGCUGGUAUCAGAGGAGGUCGUAUCCCUCCUCCUGGAAGCAUGCCAUCCUUCAAAGAGAUUAAGGAAAUUGUAGGUUUCAACAAUUAUUAUGACGAAGAAAAGCGGUAUUCUGCCAGCAUCACUCCACAAUCUUCAGAAAGAUUGACCAGUAAUGUGUACAGUCUCCAAAGGAGGGUUAAAGAUGAUGCAGAGCAGAAAGAUCAGAGUCCUCAAGAUCCCAUUGUUGAAGUUAUAACACCUGACGUGUACAAUAACUAUGGUGCAGAUGGUUCCAGGGGUUCAUUUUCUGGGAUCUGGUCUCGGACGUUGAGGGUCAAAAUAACUGGAAGAGAUGGAUUUGAGAAACUUGAUGUUAGGAUUCCUGCUGGAUUCUUGGAUGGAAUCACAAAUAUAGUUCCAGCUCUCGGCGGUGUAAACAUCAAAGAACUGUUGAAUGAGGCAGCUGAUGAAAUGGGAGGGAAAGUGCUGUUAGAUUUUAAUGACACAAUUGGUGAUAGGAUUCAAGUUUUUCUAGAGUAAAUCCAAAGAGGUUUUACCAGUUUAAUGCUAAAGGAAUUCUCUAUAUAAUAUGAACAGUCCUCCAAGACGCUUUGUUUAUUGGGUGUUCUCUUAAGAGACAAUUUCUCAAAUUGGGUAGAAAAAUACCAAAUGCAGAUGCAAGUGUUUAACUUCUAUGAUUGGUGCAGGGGUAAGACCUACACACUCAUACUUGGCAAAAGAAACUGGUGGUGAGAACAAUGUCAGGUUUAGAAGAAAUAUUGUCAUAAAUAUUAGCACAUUAAGGAAGAAAUGAUAGAAAAAAGUAUG
This is a messenger RNA of Prunus avium (sweet cherry), 1923 nucleotides long. RefSeq lists its product as uncharacterized. Gene Ontology annotation, molecular function: catalytic activity. Lineage: Eukaryota; Viridiplantae; Streptophyta; Magnoliopsida; Rosales; Rosaceae. The record is from RefSeq and is a predicted model, not a curated record.